CGCGCACGAAGAAGAAGCGCGCGAAGGGGCGGAGCUUCAGUGCAGCUGAGCGACGUGUUCUAAUCAUCAAAUGUUAGCAGUUCAUUCAUCACUGAAGAAAUGGUGUUAUUAGAAAACGACGCGUUCCUCACUGAACUUACACGUCUGUUCCAGAAGUGCAGGACCAGCGGCAGUGUCGUCAUCACACUAAAGAAGUACGAUGGCAGAACGAAGCCGGUCCCCAAGAAAGGCCAUCCGGAGACGUUUGAACCGGCCGACAACAAAUGUCUCAUCAGAGCUUCAGAGGGCAAGAAGAAAAUCAGCACAGUGGUCAGCACUAAAGAAGUUAUAAAGUUUCAGAUGGCGUAUUCGAACUUGUUGCGCGCUCACAUGGACGGCCUGAAAAAGAAAGACAAAAAGAGUAAGAGUAAAAAAACUAAAGCCACAUAGUGACGGGCCGUCUCGGAGUGAAAGACAGGUGUGAUUCAACACUGGCCAGUGCCACUCCGCCUUCCCAUCAGCCCCGGCUCACGCCAGUAACUUCAACAGGAAGUGACUUCAGCAGUGGCAUCAUGGGGAAGAACCUGCCAACGUUUGACAUCUGCUGCUCCAAACCGAGGAAACCACAUCUGAUUCGUCUUUACGUGAUUUAAUGACCGUUUUCAGUUCGUUAGGGAUGCAGAUCAUGUGCUCUAGAAUAUAUUCGUUCAUAUUUCAAGCCAUAUUUUGAUUUAAACAAGUGUUUUAUAUGAUGAGUGAGUGAACCGGGAACUUUCUCCUCAUGUUGAAUAAUUUUAGUUCUCCAGUGUUUAUUUCAUUGAAUUGAAAGCCCAUUUAUUGAACGUAAUUGCCACUCUUUCUUAUUUGAGAUAAACGAAACACCUUGGAUUUGCUAAUACAUUAUUUCUUUUAUUGAGUUUGACAUCUCUAAUCAUUGUUUCCGUCAUCGUGAGGAUAUCCCAAAGACUCCAGAAUCAGAGACGUGAACAUUAUGUACUGUACAAAAAGACAAAUGAAGAAUUGAAAUAAAUACAGUAUGUUCACAA
Pimephales promelas (fathead minnow) is the source of this 1025-nucleotide messenger RNA. It is a transcript of the gene srp14, whose product is annotated as signal recognition particle 14. The record is from RefSeq and is a predicted model, not a curated record. Gene Ontology annotation, biological process: SRP-dependent cotranslational protein targeting to membrane. Gene Ontology annotation, molecular function: 7S RNA binding; endoplasmic reticulum signal sequence receptor activity. Gene Ontology annotation, cellular component: signal recognition particle, endoplasmic reticulum targeting. NCBI's taxonomy places the organism in Eukaryota, Metazoa, Chordata, Actinopteri, Cypriniformes, Leuciscidae.